GAAGGUGUCUCCGGGCUCUCGCACUUCCCCUCUGUCAUUUUAUUUGUGGCUAACCCUGCAGCCAGGAUAGCAGCUGCAUUUAGGCUCUUAUUCGCUCUCUCUCUUUCCCUCCCUCCCCCUCUCUCUCUCUCCCUCCCUCCCUCUGUAGCUCGCUCCCUCUCCCUACCCCUCUCUUCUCUUUUUUAUCCUCUCGCUGUGGCAGUGGUAUACACCUUCCUGCCGUGCUGCCGGUCAGAGGGAGUGAGCCGGAGAGGAGAGGCAGGUAGGGGUUAGCAGUUAGUCAGCAGCCGGCCUGUCGGUACAAUCUCUCGCAUUCCUCCACCAUGCCUGGUCCGGGGCAGGGCCUGAGGACAGAUGCUGUGAACCCAUCCGACACCGCUCCAUUUAACUCCGCAUCUCAAAGUUUGCCUGUCCAUGACAGCGUGGAGGUACUAGGACGCAUCAGCAGCGGCCGACUGGCGCGUCAGAAUGCCUUGAGCUCAAAACAAGGAGUUUAUUCCUUUUUCUUUUCAUAGCUGCACGAGGACAAUUGAUCGAGAUUAAUGCUUGGAUUAUUACAAUAGAGAGGGAAAAGCAACAUGGGAGACCUGAAGUGUGGGUUUGAGGAGAUGCAGGGAGUGAGGCUGGGAUACCUGCUGAUAAAAGGAAAACAAAUGUUCGCCCUCUCCCAGGUCUUCACUGACCUACUGAAAAAUAUUCCCCGGACCACCGUGCACAAACGCAUGGACCACCUGAACGUUAAAAAACACCACUGUGAUUUGGAGGAGCUGAGAAAGCUCAAAGCAAUCAAUUCUAUUGCUUUCCACGCGGCUAAAUGUACUCUGAUAUCACGGGAGGAUGUGGAGGCGCUUUAUUUCUCCUGCAAAACGGAACGCGUGUUAAAAUCCAACAAAAGAAAAGCAAAGGCCAGUUUACCCGAGGAUGUGGGCGAGGGCAAGCUUCACGCGGACACGCACCCUACCGGGUUAUGGAAGGAGAAAGUUUGGUUAAGUUUACACAGCGUGCCACAGACUCUUUCCCUCAACAAAUCCGGCAAGAGAGAGCAACCAACCUCGCGCCCCGACUCCAAUCUACCUCAAAUUUACAAUAAAUCCCUCGAUCAGGAUUAUUCCUUUGUCACCAAGUCGGCAUGUAAACCUUUUAAAAACUAUGAAACAGCUCAAAUACCGGGCAAUUGCGUCGCAUUUAGCCAGAGACAUUCGUUUUUCCGGAGCGUGGUUAGCCGUCAGCCGGUGUUGUUUAAGUCCGCCAUUGCUGCUCAGUCUAGGCUCUCUGCAGCCGGCGACCUACUUCACAAAAGGAAGAGGAGGCGCGAGGGGGGCGGCGGCAGGGAUAGGGACAGCGGCGGCGCGAGGCAGUCGUGGAGCAGGAGCAGACACACACACUCACACACUCACCCUCACGCACACCACCCGGUGCUUCUCGUGCAGCCCAAGUGCUGCAGCAAGCCAAAAACCCAGCACAACCACAACGGGACAACUCUGGGCCAUUUCCAUCUUGGACGCGAGUUUUACCUCGACCACGGAGCUCACCACCAUCCUCACCCGCAGCAACAUGUAGGGGCUUUCCCGGAGAGCUACAGCAGUGACACCGAAUCCAGCUGCUACUCAGAGCCGCUCAACAACGACUCAGACUUUGGCUCCAGUUUAUCCACAAGCAGCAACUCUGGGACCUCUGAUGAGGAGGAAGAUGAGGAGGAUGAAGAGGAGAGCCCGUUGGAGAGUUCUGAGGUCAGUUCUGACGAGGAGAGUUCAUCUCAAUCUGACAGCAGCUCUGUGUCCAGUCAGGUCUCUGUCCAGUCCAUCCGCUUCAGGAGGGCCCGGUUCUCCUCUGUCAACGCAACCAAAAAUAUCACCACUAGAACUCUGCCUAACGCUAUAACUCUCUCCACUACUCUCUCCGGCACUAGAACUCAGUCCAACAGUAUAACUCUCUCGCACACUAAAGCACCUUUGCUCCUGCAGCCUACCUUCCACUACAGCCACAAGCAGCAGCCAUCUAUACCGGUUGUCCAGGGUGGAACCAGCCAGGUGGACUAUGCCAGUCCAAGGAAACAACAGAAGUACGAGUUUAUAGCAAGGGAGGCCAAGCAGGACGCACACACACACAGGUUCAGCUCGCCUGUCAUCCGGGGGAGUUGUUUCACUGAGAGGAGAGACAGGAAGGUUCCUGAGUCCCAGGUCCAGACCAAAAGAGAGAUAAAGAGAGCCGAGCUGGUGUCCAGAACAGUUUACGCACUGAGCCCCUCACCUAACCCCAACGGGAACAAAGCGGUUCCUCCGCACAGAACACCGGGACACGCAAACAAAUGCCCCUCAGUCCUGAGCUCACACUGCGCCCAUGACAAAGACACAAAGCACUCCAAGCCUACAGACAACAACCAGCUUUCAUUAGCUGCAAAUCUAAAGAGAGAGGUGAGAAUUAGCCCAAGCCUGAAACUGCCCUCUCCGCUCAAAACCAUUAAGACCGAGCCGGAAGAGCUCUCAGUGGCCGCGGGUCCCCUCCCUAACAGUGGCAGGGCGGUCAAGACUCCCCCCUUCAACCUGCAGAAUGUGAAAAUCAAAGUGGAGCAAAGCUAUGAUGAAUUCGAAUACAACAGUAAGGCCUCCGGGUUCCACUGCAAAGGAGACGAGGCGGAUAUCAACAAUGGCCAGUACCCCGGCGGCGACAUCAAACACGCUGCUGGCUGUUUCAACAACGAGCCCAAAGCCAUUGAAAGUUCUGCUGGGGCUCCCAAGUCCUCAUCCGGCUUGCAGGAAUGCAGGAGCACUCGAGACACCCCUUGUUCGGAGGAGGGGGAGUAUAAAAACGGAGUUGGGGUCAGGAAAAACUGCAGGACUCUGGUUCUGGGGAAGGAGUCUGGAAUGUCGAGGGCGCAGGCGAAACAGAACGUGUCCAAAGUUGACAGGACUUUAUCUUCUCGUCCCGUGGGCAAAGCAGAGAUUUGUGAUGGAAAUAUUGAGCAUCUAACAGGGGCGAGUAAACGAAAACGCGCGUCCAGUAAUGUAGCACCCUCUCCGAAGAGGCCUUUCAGCUUCAUGGCGAAUUUCCCCGCUCCUCCGUCCCUGGUUGUGGGCAGCGACGGGGAUUUAAGCCCAGCUUACUCUCUGAACUCUCUGGGGGGACCCCGACCUCCCACCCGCUCUCACCCCGUGUGGCGGUGGCAGCCUGGCGGUCGGACAGUCCCUCCCCCAUCCGCUCAGAGAAUCAGGAAAUGUUGACGCUUUUUUCUUUGACAAGAACAACCGCAACAACAACAAAAUCCUGGAUGGAAACCUACAGUACCUUGACUACAACAUAAGUCUUAAAGUGAAUGGGAGGCACUAAUGUAUUGCAUCCUUCAGUUGUUUUUAUUUAAAUGUUUUCCUUUAUUUGAUGUUGUGGAUUUAAAACAUUCCUCGUUGUUGUGGAGUUGUUGAUCAGUAAUACAUACACACUGCUAUUCUCCAUAACGCGCGGAACGUCUUUGAGCCUCUCUUCCUAUGCCACUGGAUGACCUCUCCUCGUGGAUUUAUUGUGACUAACUAACUCUAAAUAAGCUAUCCACCAUAAGCAAUAGGCUACACGAUUUGGCAAAAUGUGCUUAUUUACAUUUUUAUCGGAUCUAUUGUUUCUGUUCCCCUUGACGCUGGACCUGUUGGAUUUUACCAGGGUUACAGCUCGACCUGUUGGAUUUUACCAGGGUUUCAGUGAAGUAAACAUUUGUGCUGUACUGCCUUUGUGGUGAGAGAACGAGAGGGAAAGGCUCCCUCAUAAAAAUCACAGCACUCCUAUGCUGGUCUGUGUUUUUCUAUCAUCAGCUGGGUAGGCUUAAUCAACAGAUGCAGGGUUGUCCUUAAAUAACAUGGUUAGCCCUACUGUCUGUCACCUUAGCCUCAUUAGAGUUGUAGUUGGUGUUUUUCUAUAGGAUUUUAAAAACCUCAUAGAAACCCUCAUUUCGGUUUUAAUUUGAUGCUUGCCAGAGUUUGGGUCAAUUGUAUCUAUUUUCAGAUAACUAUUUUUGAAUUCGAUAUCAAAUGUAGAUUAAUUUCUUCAUGCAAGUCAAAAAUCAUAACGUUAAUUUCAGGCUAUAUUGAAUAGGACAUAAUUGUAAGUGACUUGACUCUUAUUCUGAUCUGGCUGGUGCUUGCCGUUUUUCAGAGUGUUUGUGAACAGCCUUGUUUCUAUUUCCUGAGAGUAUUUCCUGCAAGCUUAUGUUUGGCUGUAGUCAGACAGCUACCAGUGCCCAUUCAGGCCCAAAACAGUGCAGACCUUACAUACAGACAAUCACACAGAGAGAAAUGCCCAGACCUGACACAAAUCACGCCUUUUCGGAAAAAAUCGCACGUCCUGACAACCUUGACAUGUUUUUGCAUUUUGGUGGGACAUUUUCCUAUAUAUUACAGGUUUAUUGAUGAAUUGAAACACGCAUAGCCCUAAUGUAGCCUACACGAAAAAGAGAAUACUGUGAAAAUAACCCUCCUGUCCUACCAGUUUGGGAGUUGUACACUAAAACAAAAACCCACCAAAAGGGUGUCUUACAACACACUGAGCCUAAUGUAAUUUAGAAACAACACGUGGAGGCACAAGUGAUAGGCCUACAUGCAUUGCACGUUGACACACGCGGCCCCAUUUCAGCUUGAGGAGUGUAGGCUAGCUUGGCCUAAUUAUGAAAGAGGUGAUUGUUUAAGAGAAGCUUAAAAUAAAAUACAUUUAAAAUAAGGUUGGCUAUUAGCCUAUGUCCACUUAAAUAUUUCACUUAAAAUUGACCAUUUAUAAUUGGUUAUUUGUGGCCAUCCAUAGCCUACACAUGAAGUUGGACUGUUUACUAUUUGCAUAUUUAGGUCAAAACGGUAAUAUAGUUGUUUAUUGUACCCUUGCAUCUGAAAGCUUGCUGAAAUGCCCAGCACAGCAAGUUGCUGUGGAAUAGUUAUAUAUUAGCUCAGUGGGUAAAUGCGUAAUUACCUGUUUACAUUCUGCGGUGAAGCCCACCGUGCUGAAUUGACCUGAGAAAUUCUCCAGUCGGUCAAAAUUACUAAAAUAUAGUCUACAGAGGAUUAGCAGUCAGUCGAAAAUGUGUAGGCCCAAACACAAAGCUGGUUGUACCGUAUUAUGAUAGCAUUGCACUCUGCAGUGAUUCGAGUUUUACACAAAAUGCCAUGGCCCUCUCCAUAUCCCCAACUGAUAUAGAUUAGGCUAAACGCAGACUUUCUUCUCUCGUGUAUCAAGUCAGAAAAAUGUUUUCUAAUUUUGCCACGUAACCAUAAGUAUAGCCUUUAAAUAUUUACACGCGAUAAAUUUGUCAGACUUUUUUCAUUAUGUUAAAUAUUCUGAUGUUGUUGAUAGAAAAACACAGAAUAUACAAAAAAAAAGAAAAUUCUGUCAAAUGUAACUAAAGUUGCAUCUAAAUAUCUAUAUUUUCCCACCAACGUAAAAUGUUGAUUUUAUGAAGUUGUAGCAAAGAUAUUCCCCCUGUGACAAAGAGAAUAAUCAAACCACAUAACAACAAACCACAUGCCUGAUGUCAUGAUUCUCACAGCAACAUCAGCAGUAAAGACAGAAACAAAGGCCCAUUCGAUUGGUGAUUGUAGUUAAGAGAGAAAGAAGCUUGGGUUAACUCAAUGCUCAGAUUUUGUAUUGAUUGAGCUGUGUAAAAUGCACCUCUACCACCCCAAACCAUGCGUAUCUCCCUGUAGAGUAGGUAUGUAUAGAGGCAAAAAUGUGCCUCUAAACUAAACACAGCCAUUUUAUUCUCCAUUUGAAAAUGACGUGAUCCCUCCAACCUAGAGGGAGUUGGGGGAAGGGGACGAUCUCCCUGGGAGGAGAGGGAGGGGGAUUCAUAUGUUCUAGGAGGGAAACUUUCACCCUGUAAUGCCCGUGUCAAAGUUUACUGGGCCAGAGGAGGGAUAUACAGCGCAGCGUUCAGCGAGGGCACACACACACACACACACACACACACGCCCCUCUGUAGGUACUUACCAAUUCUCACGCCGAUCCCAGAGAGCCUCAUCCGGGCAAGGAGGUGGUGGUAGAGGCAUUUACGGAGGGAACUACCACAUCAGAGCUCUGACAGUGACGCUAUCAAUGUAAACAAUUGCAUGGUGUCGCAGCUCGAGGCAUGGGGCCCACCCCUCUUUCUCCCGCUCUAUCUCCUGCUUUGCCCCGCUUUCUCACCCAUUCCCCUAGCUUUUUGAUACAAUGCUUGAGGUCAGGAUUUUGACAUGAAAUUUGAAGUCACUGGUUGUUUAUAUAAAAAAAUAUAUAUUUAUUUUUGUGAAUUACUGAGUUUUUGUAUAUCAUUGUUGUGUAGGAUAAUGCACUCGAAAUGAAAAACUUGAAUGGUGGAUUUCUGAAGCACUUUCCCUUUCUUCUGAGUUAUGAAGUGUUCAUUAAAUACGUCUGAGUGUGA
Salvelinus fontinalis (brook trout) is the source of this 6388-nucleotide messenger RNA. Its product is annotated as SKI/DACH domain-containing protein 1-like. The transcript has a single exon. The coding region runs from base 579 to 3221 and encodes 880 amino acids. The record is from RefSeq and is a predicted model, not a curated record. NCBI's taxonomy places the organism in Eukaryota, Metazoa, Chordata, Actinopteri, Salmoniformes, Salmonidae.